CCGCCGCUCUUGGGCCGGCCCCAGAGUUGGGAGGAAGCGCCGUCUUCGCCAUGGCCACCAGCACCACCGGCUCCACGCUGCUGCAGCCUCUCAGCAACGCCGUUCGGCUACCCGUAGACCAGGUCAACUUUGUAGUGUGCCAACUGUUUGCCUUGCUUGCUGCUGUCUGGUUCCGAACUUACCUUCAUUCAAGCAAAACUAGCCCAUUUAUAAGGCAUGUUGUUGCCACCCUUUUGGGCCUUUAUCUUGCACUUUUUUGUUUCGGAUGGUAUGCCUUACAUUUUGUUAUACAAAGUGGAAUUUCCUACUAUAUCAUGAUCAUUAUAGGAGUGGAAAAUAUGCACAAAUAUUGUUUUGUUUUUGCUUUGGGAUACCUCACUGUGUGCCAAAUUUCAAGAGUCUAUAUCUUUGACUAUGGACAAUAUUCGGCUGAUUUCUCUGGCCCCAUGAUGAUAAUCACACAGAAAAUAACGAGUUUGGCAUAUGAAAUUCAUGAUGGAAUGUUCCGAAAGGCAGAGGACCUGACGCCAUCACAGAGAUGCUUAGCUGUAAGGCGCAUGCCAAGUCUGCUGGAGUAUUUAAGUUACAACUGUAAUUUCAUGGGUAUCCUGGCAGGCCCAUUAUGCUCUUAUAAAGACUAUAUUACUUUCAUUGAAGGCAGAUCAUACCAGCUGACACAGUCUGAAGCAAAUGGGAAAGAAGAGAUAAAAUAUGAACAAACAGAUCCCUCUCCAAAUAUAGCUGUGGCGCAGAAACUCGUCGUGUGUGGACUCUCCUUAUUGUUUCAUAUGACUGUUUGCAAAACUUUGCCUGUAGAAUACAACAUUGAUGAUCAUUUCAGAGCAACAGCAUCAUUACCUACAAGAGUUAUCUACCUGUAUUUGUCUCUCAUGGCUGCCAGACCCAAAUACUAUUUUGCAUGGACUCUGGCAGAUGCAAUCAAUAAUGCAGCUGGGUUUGGAUUUAGAGGCUAUGAUAAAAAUGGAGUCUCACAUUGGGAUUCAAUUUCAAAUCUAAGAAUUCUGCAUAUAGAGUUUUCAACAAGUUUCAAGAUGUUUCUUGAUAACUGGAAUAUCCAGACAGCUCUUUGGCUUAAAAGAGUAUGCUAUGAACGAGCCUCCUUCAGUCCAACAAUACAAACAUUUAUCUUGUCAGCCAUUUGGCAUGGGGUGUAUCCUGGAUAUUAUUUAACGUUCUUAACAGGCGUACUGAUGACACUCGCAGCACGAACCAUUAGGAAGAACAUCAGACACUACUUUAUUAACUCUCCAGUCAUUAAGUUAUGUUAUGAUAUUGUGACAUGGAUGAUGACUCAAAUAGCAAUAAGUUAUACAGUAGUGCCAUUUGUACUUCUCUCUGUAAAACCAUCUUACAUGUUUUACAGCUCUUGGUACUUCAGCCUUCAUGUUGCCUGCAUUUUAGUGUUGUUGAUAUUUCCAGUGAAAAGAACUCAAGAAGGAAAUAAAAAGCAAGCAAGUAUCCAGGUCUCUUGGCCCAAAGAGCAAGAAAAAGAAGACGACAAAAACAUAACGGGACAUAACAGUUACUCUACAGCAAAUAGUUUCAAUCAAAAAAGAGAAAUCACCUGCAGAAAUACAGCAGUGAAACAAUGAUUAGAAAUGCUAUGGGGGAUAUAUUUUAUAUUUUCAAAACCCAUUUAUAGCACCUUUUAAAGGGGUUUGUAUUUGUUUGAAAAGAUGGUUAGUAAGAAAAGAAUGCUAUCUUUAGGGAAUAUUGAAUACGCUAGUAAGAAUGGAAACAAAGCAAAUUAACCUCUCCCAUGCCAUGUUCCUGUGGAUCACGCCUUAUAUGAAAAUAUUACCAUUAUUUCAAUGGGCACUCAGGACUUGCCGCAUAUGUCCACUGGGUCAUCGGUGUGCCCCUUUGCUGAAUGUACGUGGUGUAUCCCGAGGCACUGUGGGUGGUGGUGGGGAAACCUUGGUUUCAGUCCUGAGUAACAAGAGGAAAAUAACAAGCAAAUGCCUUGCCUUAAACCCUCAAUCUACUGAAAUAACAUUUCUAAGUGGUAUUUUCAUGUUUAACAUAAUGUGGGAAGCAUAGUUUAAAUACAAGGUUUUGGAUACUGAAAGACAAAAAGAGAAGUGAAAGCAGAAAAUAUUGAUGUCUGAAUCAAUAAGAAGGAAUUGCAAUACACAUCUCAGUAUUUGGAGGUUUUUCCUAGAAUAUCAAUUUCUUAUAGUACAGGAAUACCAACAUUGCCAAUGCCAAAUUAUAGUCGAUUUUUUCUGAAACAUUGUCAUUACAAGAGAGCCCUCUGGAAACCUUUUAAAACUCAAUGAUCAUCUUUUCCAGAGCAAUAUGCUCUGGUUUAAGUUUAUACUGCUUUUUCAGUAUACACGAGCAACAUGGCAGCCAUCAUAGGACACUGCUGGAGUUCCUGUUAACGGAUCAACUUUUCUGCAAAACCCCUAGUUCUUAUCAUGUACAAAUAAUUUUGCAAAGAAUGAUCUUCAGAUACUCUCAUUUGGAAAUUCUGUCAGAGAUGUAAAGAAUUAGUGUGAGAAGGUGCUUAUGAUAUAAGUAUAGCCAGAUUAUAUUAUCGGUCUAAUUCAGUUUAUAUUAAACAAAGGAUGAAAAUGUUGAAUAGGUGUUAUCUAGCUCAUCUUUGACAUUAUAAACACCGUAACACUGGAAAGCCCUGUGGUUUAGGAAAUCCUUAAACCAAGAUUUCGUAAAUGAAAACGUAUUGAACCCUUUGAUAAAAUGUUUCCAACCCUUCUGUUCUCUCAUAAUUUUAUUUUUAACAUAUAUCAAGGGAAUUGAUAAACAUUAAUCACUUUUUGGUGAAGAUUAACAAUUGUUACAAGAAAUUAAGUACUAAAGGGCUAUGAUUUUUAUUUGCUUAUUUGCAUACCAUUUGUGUUGUUUUUAGCAAGUUCAAACCAUUUAAUCUUUUUAAAUAUAAAAAAUAUGCCACAGCAAAAAUAACGAAAUUGGGAUCAGAUUACUAUUGAGGCCAAAUUUUCUCUGUGAUAUUAAUACCCUAAACUUUAGUAACUAUGUGACUGGAUAGUUUAAGUAAGCACAGAAAGGUAAAAUUUGCUGCUGUCAAGGACAUGGCAAACACAUGAUGGAGAAAUCUCAAAGUAUCCUAAAUUCAGUGUUCACAGAGGAUCCCAUAAAUCAAAAGAAAGAACUAGGAUAAAUUAGUUUGAGUGUUCCAAGUUUUCCUUGGUCUGCCUCCCUGAGAUUUGUGGCUAGCUGGAGACAGGUGCCUUCUGAGGAAACACGUGCCUGUUAAUGCUCUCAUUGCUAGAAAUGCAGGAUGGAAGAUUGUUUUGUUUUGGAGAGCAGGUAACCAUGCUCAUUAAAAGAGCUUUUCAUACCGGCUAUGUCGCAGAAGUGAGUAUAAAUAUUAGAACAACUAGUCAUGUGAAGCAUCUGUUGAAAUGAUAUGUAUAUGCAAGUCUGUUUGGUUGUUGUAGAAAGAGGUUACAGCAAAAUUUGCGUAGGACUGCACCUUGUAGCUCCUUCCCUUGGUGCUUUAUCAUACAGUGUGCAUGUUUGCAGGGACAUGAUCUUCACCUGACCCUAUGUUACAAGAGUUCUAGAUCAUGCAGAACAGCCACAGAUGUGAAGGCAUUCUCUGUGCAGAUGUUUUCAAUGUAGAUCCAGAGGCCGGGGGGCGGGGGGCAUUUCCUCAGUGCACAUGAAAUUGGUGGCAGGGCAGCUCAUUAGAGCUGUGCUCAUGUGUUUGCUAUAACUGAUUUCUAUCAUUUGCUGAAAAUCCUUGGAACUGCUACAUCCUGUGCAGAGGUGUGUAUGUGGUGUGGCAGCGUCUGUCAGUAGAAGUAGGACAGUCUAGUGCCAGGAGCAUGAGUCUGUUUGUCCCAACUAUAAUACUGUUCAUGUGAAGUGCGUUACUUUCUUCCAUAGCAGUAAAUGGCAUGUGUCACAUAGACACCCAGGUGAAUUGGUGGUGCCCCCCAUCCCCCACCAUUUUGCAUGACCUCAGAAUCUGGGAUGUGGGAAACCCACUCUGGAAUUGUAUCCAAAGAGGCCAUUUUCUUCUCCCCAUAGAGCUCAGUGGGAAUCACUGAGCUUUUCUGCAUCGGCUACUUUGACUUCUAUUUCUGUACAUCUAACUAAAAGACUAGUAAAGUUGAAUUGCUGGGAGAAGGAAUGGAGAAUUUGCUACUCUCCUACAUUGUCCACUCCACCUCUAUAUACAACCUAAAUUGAGCAGAUCACUUAAAUUUUCCCUGAGUGUCAGCCACUACAAUGGCAAUGGCCUCAGUUAAGAUUAGGAUAAUACCAAACAGGUGGUCCAAUGUUUUUCCACCUAUCUUUGGCCCAGCUGUCCUUCCCUGAGGUGAAGCAAGUCCAGGGGUUUUCCAAACCAUCUGUGACUCUCAAAAUCUAAGAAGGAAGUAUGGAAUGCUGCUUCUCUCCCUCCUAAGCCAGAAGUAGCAUUUGGGGCAGGCAACAACAACUAGGAUGAGCCCCUUAAGAUCCAUGAUUGUUUUCUACCUACUGUUGGGAUUCUUAUGUGAAUGGUAUAAUUGCAUAAUAUCUACAUUGUGGGCACUCACAAAGAAUAUAGAAAAUAAUAUAUUUUUGCCUUCGCUUUCAGAUUAUAAACUAUGAACAUGAAAUUUUUGUCUAAAUUCUGUCCUCCAGUGAAGUUUGGCUUGAUUAGGGCUGCACUUCUAUGCACACUUAGAUAAAUCUAUGAUGUGCAGCGGGACUUAUUUCUGAGUAAACAUACAAUUAUAUAUUUAAGUUGUGCUUAAAUAUAUAAUUGAUCUUUUAUUAUUACUUUUCAGUGGGUGAAACAUUCUGCACAACUCUAAGAAUUAAGUGCAUGUUUCUCCAAAUUUUAAAUAAAUUUGUAACCUUCCAGUUCCUCUAGUUAUAAAUGAAAUACAUCCUCUUUAUAAAGGGCCUCAAUCUAGCUAAAUUUAGUAGAAACUCAAUUUUAUUGAAAACAGAGAGCUGGGAAGUUAGUUGGGAUGUGUGAGACGAACAUCUUCCAUUCAUUUCAUUGAGAUCCUUUGACCAACUUCAGUUGGAUUGCAGCCAGGAAACAGAAAGAGUUAAUUGCAAGGGACCAUUUCAAAAUAGGGCCUUCAGUCCUGAGGAAAUGACUUCAAAAUGUCAAUACUUCACGUCAGUCUAUAACUUCUGAAUGCCACUUCAUAAAUUUGAAAAGGAUUUUGUUUAAUCAGUGUUCCACAUGUCUCUCCUGGCAAUUUACCAUUCUCUGUCUCUUUUUAAAAAACAAGGUGCUUAUACAUGUUUGAAUUUUGAAGACAACUUCUGGUUGCUUGGAACUAACACAAACUUGACAUGCAUCACAGUAAUAAUGUUCUUGGCUCUUAAAGGAAUUUGGAAAGACACCAGCUCUGUGUCCAGAUAAAGACUAGAGUUUUGUUUAAAAAGUGGGAACUCUUAAGCUUGACACAACACGUGGAAAUUUGUCAUGUGCAAAUUGAGAGGUAUCCAAAACUUUCACAAAGGACAUUUCUGUUCUAUUGUCUGUUAUCUGAGACUCUGUCAAAAGACUCAAGUACGAUCCUCUCUCUCUGAAUCAGUUCCUUAAUGACAAAUUUGCAAGCUUAGGAUUCAAGGGAUGACAUGUAUUCCAUUCCAACUGUUGCUCCUUGUUCUCCUGUCCAAAAGAUGGUGCUCCUGAGCUUGAGAACAGCACAGGAAUCUGCUUUUAAUCAGGUCAGGCUCUCUGUCUGGGUAGCCCAGGUAUUGUCCAUUCUGACAGUGGUUUCUGGGAUCUCAGGCAGGAGCCUUUUACCACUAUCUCUAGAUCUUUUUAAUGGUGGAUAUCAGGGAUUAAACCUGGAGCUGUCCAAAUCUGAAGCAUGGACUAUAGUCCCUCCUUCAUUCAGUGGCACAGGAGAAUCUUAGCACCUCCACUCCAGAAGGAUACAUGAUUUUCUGAGUGUGCACAUGGGGGAAGUCCACAGACCCUGGCCUUAGUUUUUGAAGUGAUGCAGAACCCUCAAUUUCAUGUCUGUGUUGCUGUUGUUGAAGGGUUGCUACAGCAGGCUCACAUGGCUGCUUUACUGGAGUCCUGUCCUUCACUCAUGCAGAAGUGCCAUUGAGGAGUCAGGAGGAUUACUCGUGAAGACUGGCGGCAUGAUUGUCUUCUGUGUUGUGUGGCCAAAGCUCUCAGAUUCUGACAGGCAGUGACAUCAAAACUUCCUCUUUGGUGGGCUGGGGCUGCUCAUAGGGGUAAGCUGGUGAACUGUUAUCUAACCUGUUGGUGUGAGUAGCAGCUUGGUUUAAAAUAGACAUACUUAGGAUGAUGACUGGCCCCAGUAUAGAAAGGUUUCAGAGCCAUUGUCUUAAAAUAGCAUAAAAAUCAAAUAUAUAUAUUUUCCCAGACUAUUGAUUGACCCAGGUAGCUUUUGUCUUUAUUUUUGCUAGGGUUGGUAUAAAACUUUUAAAAGGGUGUGAUAUCAUACCUCAAAGCUUGGCAUUAACCAAACACAUGUGCGUCUAUGAAUCAAUGCUUGCUCUUUCUGCUUUCUUUUCACUAAUUUUGGAUUAAAUGUGCAGCUUGGAAUAUCCACUACAAAUGCCUGUCCAUGCAGUGUUCCACAUUAGGGCAGCCUCCCAUGUGAGUGGGAAAAUAGUGUCAGAUUUGCUUUUGCAAGGCAGGAUUAGUAACUUGCAGCUGAGAAUUUUGUUCUCUUGGAGGUGAACUGCUUUAAAAUCCCAAACAGAGUGGGCUGAACCAAUGUUACAUAAGCAGAGGUCUGGUCACACAACUGGAUUUUCUAUCCCCUCCCCUCCCUCAGAAAGCCUUUUCUGGGUUAGGGACCCAGAAUAUGGUAUGGGAGAAUAAACAUUUUGUGUAAACUGCCCCCAUUAAGCUUAGGGCAUCUUGUCCUCAGACUACAGCCUUCCCUGCCUGGCCUUCCUUGACAAUCCUCUAAUCCCAGGAAAGCCUUUUUAGAGGGCUGCAGCGGGGAAGGGUGGGAGGAAAGCCCUAUUGUGCAAGAAAAUAUCUACUUUUGUGCUGUUGGAUAUACCCAGUGAUUUUUUUUUACCCUAAUAUGCAACUUCAGGCCUGGACCCACUUGAAAAUACUGGAAGCUCUUUUUAACCCUUGGACCUUAACAGGACUUCAACCUCACUGUCAUGCCAGGAUUUAAAAGGCCCUUUUGUUUGAGCACUUAAUCGAGUGAGGCCCUGAAUUCAUUGUCAGGUUUGCUGUAGCAAUCUACAGACACUUCCCUCAUCUGGAAUUCCACUACACUUAAAUGUGAAAUGUUCUGCUUCCACAGAGGAGGUCUCAAAACAUUGUUUAGCUGUGCAUAUCAAAGAUACAUUAGCACUUAGGCCAGAAAACUGUAUAAAAGGAACAUUUGCCUACACUCUUUAUUAUUAUUAUUUGCCUUGCAUGUGUUAUGUCAGGUUCUUAACUCUAAUGAAUCUCUCACUCCAUACCUUUUUCAUGUUUGUUGAUUUUGACUAUUUCUAUGAAGUCUUUGGAUGUGUCUUACAGUGGCAAAAAGUAUCAUACAAAAACCAUAACAUGUAGAUAGUUGUUCCAAAACCAGACCUCAAGUAUAUUCUAGUUCAGUUAGAGAUAACUUUCUAUAGGCAUUGAAUGGUAACUAGUGCUCCAAUUUAAAAUGGACACACAUGAUUAUUAAAAAUAAUAUAAAAUUUAUUCAAUUAAAAAUAUAAAUAUGGGAUUUUGAUAUUUCCUACCUAGAUACACAUUGAAGGGUUCUUUGCUUAGCUCAAUGCAGAGAUCAUAUACUCCCUUCCCUCAGAAUAUCUGCUUUUUGAAAUAAGAAUAUGCUUCAAAAGUGGAUAGUUGCAGUAUUUCCUCAACUUGCCUUCCCUGAUUCAGAAUAUAAAGACAUUGUCCAUGAAUUUUGUUUUUAUUAUUCCAAUAUAUAUAUUUUUUAAAAAUUGUUAUUUUUCAACAAAUCCAUAAAAUUAGGUCUUGGUGUAUGGUAAUUUUAAAUACCACUGUGUUAGUUUACACUGUGAUGUGAUAUUUUAAUAAUUACUUAUUUCUAGUUUUGUCUCAGAGAUGCUACACAGAGGUGGCACACUGCUAUGUUUUAAAGGUGUUUUUAACUUGCCUAUAAAUGUUUUUUCUAAUUUGUGUCUUUCAAAUCUGAUUAAACUGUAGUUUAAAAGAA
Molecule: messenger RNA, 8141 nt
Organism: Varanus komodoensis (Komodo dragon)
Lineage: Eukaryota; Metazoa; Chordata; Lepidosauria; Squamata; Varanidae
Gene: MBOAT2
Product: membrane bound O-acyltransferase domain containing 2
Exons: 13
Coding region: 51-1613 (520 amino acids)
Biological process (GO): lipid modification
Cellular component (GO): membrane
Molecular function (GO): acyltransferase activity
Source: RefSeq, a predicted model, not a curated record